Molecule: messenger RNA, 7287 nt
Organism: Amblyraja radiata (thorny skate)
Lineage: Eukaryota; Metazoa; Chordata; Chondrichthyes; Rajiformes; Rajidae
Exons: 30
Coding region: 277-7143 (2288 amino acids)
Cellular component (GO): nucleus; PML body
Molecular function (GO): zinc ion binding; ATP hydrolysis activity
Source: RefSeq, a predicted model, not a curated record
UCUUUGCUGAACAGCAAAGAUCCUCCAGUGCCAGACAGGCGUAAGGGUGGGGUGGAGUAAAUAAGAUCCUAAAGCGGAUUCUAUAGCUAUACGAUCAUUGCUGAACAGCGGCUGCUGCCGGGCGGAUAUUGCCGUCGUCAAGGGGAAGUCUGUGGGCGGGACGGAGGGCGAAAGAGCGGGCUCUGGGGUGCGAAGGUCAAGACAGGGAGACAGUCCGUUAGUCGGAGACGGCGUUCCCGCGAGCGGUAACGACUCUUCUAUCUCCGUCCCGUACCCAUGGGCGGGCGAAGAGAUGACAAGGACAAGAUGGCUGCGGGUUUGCGAGCGACUGUAUUACCGGGCCAUGGGAUCCCCCUCAGCGCAUUGAGCCCCAACUUCCUCCAUACCAACUCCACCAGUCAUACUUGGCCCUUCAGUGCCGUGGCAGAGCUGAUAGAUAAUGCAUAUGAUCCUGAUGUAAACGCAAAACAAUUGUGGAUUGAUAAGACCACAAUAAAAGGACAUAUUUGCCUGAUAUUCCUUGACAAUGGCCAGGGAAUGAAUCAUGACAAGUUGCACAAAAUGUUAAGCUUUGGAUUCAGUGACAAAGUUACGGUAAAGGGGCAUGCUCCAGUUGGACUUUAUGGCAAUGGUUUCAAAUCUGGAUCAAUGCGGCUGGGAAAAGAUGCAGUAGUUUUCACAAAAGAUGGAGCAACCUGUAGUGUAGGCUUCUUGUCCCAGACCUACCUUAAAGCAGUGAAAGCAGAAAAUGUGAUUGUACCGAUCAUUUCCUACAGCCAUAAAAAGCUUUUAAAUGAAGACAUGCAAUUAAGCUUGAACGCAAUUUUGACCCAUUCUUUAUUCAAAACUGAAAAGGAGCUUCAUGCUGAACUGGAUGCUAUCUCUGGAAGAAAAGGAACAAGGAUUAUCAUUUGGAACAUGAGAGGAACCAAGGAUGGAAAGCCAGAGUUUGAUUUUGAUAGUGACAAGUAUGAUAUCCGAAUCCCUGAAGAAAUUUUGAAUGACAGCACGGAGAAGAAAAAAUACAAAAGGCAGGAUCGGGUGGAUCAGUUUACGCCGGAAAGCGAUUAUUCAUUACGGGCUUAUUGUAGUAUUUUAUACCUGAAGCCACGCAUGCAAAUAAUUCUUCUAGGAAUGAAGGUUAAAACACAACUUAUUUCCAAAAACCUUGCUUAUAUUGAACACGAUAUAUACAGACCAUCAGCAGUUAAAAGAAAUGUAAAAAUAACGUUUGGCUUCAAUUGGAGAAACAAGGAACAUUAUGGGAUAAUGAUGUAUCACAAAAACCGUUUGAUUAAACCCUAUGAGAGAGUUGGCUGUCAGCUUCUUACAAAUGAUGUGGGAGUGGGUGUCAUUGGAGUUAUUGAAUGUGACUUUCUCAAGCCCACACACAAUAAGCAAGACUUUGAUUAUUCGAACGAAUACAGACUGACUGUUAAGGCGAUUGGUAUGAAACUUUCUGAUUACUGGAAUGAGAAAAAGAAUCGACAGCGUGACUUAUCGAACGUUCCUGUUGAAGAUUCUCUGAAAGUCCCUGAUCAAGUAUGGGUUCAAUGUGAUGGCUGCUUGAAAUGGCGAAAGCUUUCAGAUAUGGCAGGCCCAGAUUUGCUUCCUGACAAGUGGUUCUGCGGUAUGAAUCCAGACACAAAAUAUAGCAAUUGCAGUGUCCCAGAGGAACCUGAAGAUGAUACUGACGAUGGCCCCAGUUAUUCGAAAAAACAUAAAAAGCAAGAACAGAAAAAACAUGAAAAAACUCAACAAAUUGUGGAUAAAACCAAUCAGACAAACCUACAGAAAAUAAUUCAGAAUUAUGGUCGGGAAGCUAACGCUCUUCUAAUGGAACAGAAGAGGUUACAUGCACGGCUUCAAGUGCCUGGGCAAAAGGAUUCUCCGGAAACUGCUGGAGUAUCUUCGAGUAUACCAAAGAUCACAAUCUGUGUGGUUAGUGGAGAAAUGAGUGUGAAAUCUGAUAUGGAAGGCACUUCAUCUCUUACUUCUGUCUCUCCUUUAAGUAGUCUUAAAAUUAUGGAUGUCAAAUCACUGUCAUCUCCACAAAUAUCAACUGAUGGUGAAAGUCUUAAACGAAAACUUGCCUAUACCGAUGCAAGUCCAAAUCCAAAAAACCAAAAACUAAAUGAUGGACGUCCACACGACAUGUCUAAGAAUGGUGAUGCAGCCAGAGACCUCAGUUUUGAAGAUGACAUAAUCCUUCUUGAAGAGAAAAGUACACCAAAGCAUGAAGAAAAUUGUGACUCGUCAAAGGUUAAAAAAGAGGACAGAGGGAGUGUGGACAUGUCAUGCUUUAACAACUGCAAUGGUAAUGAUUUGCCCAGGAUUCGUGAAGAAAUAUCUUCAGCUACGCAAACAAUGAACUUGAAAGUCUUUGUCAAGGAAGAGGGAACUACAUCUGCAGAUCAGAGCUUCUCUGGAGGUGCUACUGAAGAGAGAGUACAAAUUCACCCGCCCCAUAAUGUCUCACUUUCUUGCUCAUCAGAAAGUGUAGAUGAAAGUAGCAAAAUGAUAAAAAUCCAGCAAAACUUGCUGAAAUCCAUGACCGAACAGAGGGACAGCUUGAAGGCAACAAAUGAAUUGUUAGAAAAGAAACUGAAAACGUCAAAAAAGUUUCUUGAAAUAUCUGGUAAUCACGUUAAAAAGGAGCUCCGCCACCAGUGGACCCAGUAUGAGUUCAUCAUGGGGGAUGAGACCGAGCGCGUGAAAGAUUUCAACAACUUGAGCAAUGUUCGAAAGACAGUCCAAUACAUGCUUGCACUGAAGGAGGUGGAAUUGUUAAAGCAACAGAGCCAGGCAUUGGUGAAUCCCAAGCAGGAAUGCUGCAUAGAAAAAGAAGAAGACAAACAAGCCCAGCAGCUCGAGGACAUGUCGCGGCAGCUAGAUACCUGCAAAUCUGAGCGGGAUCAAUUAAAGGAUAAAGUUGACCAACUGCAAAAAGAAAAUGAUGCAUUUCAGUUGCACUGUGCAAAUCUUUCGAAUGAAGUUGAAUGUUUAAAGCAGGAAGUCACUGAAGCAAGGCCGAGCAAGUCUUCAGCAAAUACUGGUGUGGAACUCAAGUCUCUACGGAUUGGUGUUGCACAGCUUCUGCAAAAUAUUAUACCUGAACUGGACUUGGAACAAAUAAAUUACGAAUCAAAUGUUGUUGAUGGGAUUUUGGACCAGGUUAUCUCUGAUAAAACUUUCCCCGUCUUUAGCGGGUCUGUGCCGCGCUGCGCGGUCGGGCACCGCCUGCGGUUCGGUUACUCGCCGGGUUGCGCGCUGUGGGAGGACCGCGCCGAGCGGGCGGAGGCCCAUCUUGCCGGCCGGCCCACACCUCUUUCGUUGGCGGGGAUCGCGCGCGCGCCGGAAAGUGACUUGUUGUUGCAGGCGGUUGGAACCAAAGGUCCUAUCGCGGAGCAAAGGUACGAGAGCGAGGGCAAGAUGGUCCACUCGGCGAAAAAGCCGAACUCUGCACUUUCUCACUGGUUGGAACCAAAGAUCAUAGAGCAAGAGCAAGAUGGUCCUCUCGGCGGAAACCGUCGUAGUACGUCAUGGGUAAUUUUUAGCACCAUCUUAGGAACUGUCUUUGCGAUAACGGCCAUGGCCUCCACAUGCUCAUCUACAAGCGUAGCUUGCUGUUCUGCUAUAAAUUGCUCAAAUCGCCAAUGUAAAAGACCCGACCUGUCUUUCUUCAGGUUCCCCAAGAACAACGAAAGAUGUCGACAGUGGGUCCAGAACACUCGUCGAGUAGAUCUCCGACACCGAACAACGGAGUACUUGUCAAACAACUGCCGUCUUUGUGCUGAACACUUCGAACUUGAGCAGUUUUCCAACAAGCAGACCAAGAACAGGCUAAAUUGGAAUGCAGUUCCAACGCUCUUUGACAUCCCUAAUCCGCCGAAACGUCUGUCUACCCAACGCAGGUUACUCAAGAGGAAGAAUGAGAACCUCCCUUCACCAAAGCCUUCAAAGCAGCAAAGAGUCUUGGCAGUGUCACACAGCAUAAAGACCGAACAUUCUUACUGCUUAAGUGCAGACCAAAUUCGUGGUAUAGAUGAUCCUCAAGUCACACCAAGUGUAAAUUUCACCAGAGCUCUGAAGAGGGAAAGACAGCGUACUUUUCGCCUCAAAAAAAAAGUACAACAGAUGGAACGAUCAAUGGAAAAGGUUCAAUUGCCAGGGCAAAAGGAUUUUCCGGAAAUUGCUGAAGUAUCUUCGAGUAUACCAAAGAUCAUAAUCUGUGUGGUUAGUGGAGAAAUGAGUGUGGGAUCUGAUCUGGAAGGCACUUCAUCUCGUACCUCUGACUCUCCUUUAAGUAGUCUUAAAAUUAUGGAUGUCAAAUCACUGUCAUCUCCACAAAUAUCAACUGAUGGUGAAAGUAUUAAACGAAAACUUGACUGUAACGAUGUAACUCCAAAUCCAAAAAAACAAAAACUAAAUGAUGGAAGUUCACACGACAUGUCUAAGAAUGGCGAUGCAGCCAGAAACGUCAGUUUUGAAGAUGACAUAAUUCUUCUUGAAGAGAAAUGUACACCAAAGCAUGAAGAAAAUUGUGACUUGUCAAAGGUUAAAAAAGAGGACGGAGGGAGUGUGGACAGGUCAUGCUUUGUCAUUAACAACUGCAAUGGUAAUGAUUUGCCCAGGAAUUGUGAAGAAAUAUCUUCAGCUGAGCAACCACUGAACUUGAAAGUCUCUAUCAGGGGAGAGGGAACUGCAUGUCGAGAUCAGAGAUUCUCUGGAAGUGCUACUGAAGAGAGAGUACAAAUUCACCCGCCCCAUAAUAUCUCGCUUCCGUGCUCGUCAGAAAGUGUAGAUGAAAGUAACGAAAAGAUAAAAUGCCUGCAAAAUUUGCUGAAAUCCAUGACCGAACAGAGGAACAGCUUGAAAGCAAAAAAUGAAUUGUUAGAAAAGAAACUGAAAACGUCAAAAAAGCUUCUUGAAAUACCUGGUAAUCACGUUAAAAAUGUGCUCUGCCACCAGUGGACCCAGUAUGAGUUCAUCAUGGGGGAUGAGACCGAGCAUGUGAAAGAUUUCAACAACUUGAGCAAUGAUCAAAAGACAGUCCAAUACGAACUUGCACUGAAGGAUGUGGAAUUGUUAAAGCAACAGAACCAGGCAUUGGUGAAUUCCAAGAAGGAAUGUGCUGCUUGUAGCAUAGAAAGAGAGAGGAAGACAAACGAUCCCAGCAGCUCGAAGGCAUGUCGCGGCAUGUCAGACAACGUACAGGCCGAACAUUCUUACUGCUUUGAUGCAGACCAAAUUCAUGAGAAUGAACCCAGCAGUGUUUCUCCACCUCCUGAUACAGAUGAUCCUCAAUUCCCACCAACUGGAAAUUAUGGCAGAGCUCUGAACAUGGAAACACAGCAUACUUUACACCUCAAAAAAAGAGUUGAACAGUUGAAACAAUCAAUGGAAAAGCUAAGUACAGUUUUCAAUGGCAUUUUUCUGGUCCAGUCACAUUUAACUCCGCUCAUUAAUGCGAACAGUCAUGCAAAAUGGAAACAAUACUUUCUCGUCCUUAUCAACCAAGAUGCCUAUCUAAGCAUCGCAUUAGGUCCUUAUCCCUCUAAACCUUUCUUAUCCAUUAUCCAUAUACCAUAUAAGUGUCUUUUAGAUGUUGUACCUGCCUCAACUACUUCCUCCGGCAGCUCGUCCAAUGUACAUGUCACCCACAGCGUGAAAAAGUUGCCGCUCAGGUUCCUAUUAAAUCAUUCCCCUCUCACCCGCUGCACGGGUGGGUUUAAACUAAAUAAUGGUUGGGAGGUGGAGUCAACAACAUGGAAGUGUAUGCAUGGAGUUAACGGGAAAGAGAGUGCAGGAAAGGUCACGUCAGUCUCCAGAAAUAACAGGACAGAAAGUUUAAAAAGGGAGAAGAGAAUAAGGUUGGAUAAAAUCAGGAUGUUUGUGAGAGGACGGGUGGUCAACACCGAAUUGAAUGUAUUAUAUUUGAAGGUAGACACAAAAAGCUGGAGUAAUUCAGGGGGUCAGGCAGCAACUCUGGAGGAUAAGCGCUCAACCAACAAUACUAUACCAAAACUUAACUAUGAUGAUGUAACUCCCAAUCCAAAAAAACAAAAUCUAAAUGGAAGUUCACACGGCGUGUCUAAGAAUGGUUAUGCAGCCAGAGACCUUAAUUUUGAAGAUGACAUAAUCCUUCUUGAAGAGAAAAGUACACCAAAGCCUGAAGAAAAUUGUGACUUAUCAAACGUUAAAAAAGAGGACAGAGGGAGUGUGGACAUGUCAUGCUUUGCCAUUAACAACUGCAAUGGUAAUGAUUUGCCCAGGAGUCGUGAAGAAAUAUCUUCAGCUAUGCAAACAAUGAACUUGAAAGCUUCUGUCAAGGAAGAGGGAACUACAUCUCCAGAUCAGAGCUUCUCUGAUGGUGCUACUGAAGAGAGAGUACCAAUUCACCCGCCCCAUAAUGUCUCGCUUCCGUGCUCGUCUGAAAGUGUAGAUGAAAGUAGCGAAAAGAUAAAAAUCCUGCAAAGUUUGUUGAAAUCCAUGACCGAACAGAGGGACAGCUUGAAGGCAAAAAAUGAAUUGUUAGAAAAGGAACUGGAAACCUCAAAAAAGCCUCUUGAAAUAUCUGGUAAUCACGUUAAAAAGGAGCUCUGCCACCAGUGGACCCAGUAUGAGUUCAUCAUGGGGGAUGAGACCGAGCGCGUGAAAGAUUUCAACAACUUGAGCAAUGAUCAAAAGACAGUCCAAUACGAACUUGCACUGAAGGAAGUGGAAUUGUUAAAGCAACAGAGCCAGGCAUUGGUGAAUCCCAAGCAGGAAUGUGUUGCUUGUAGAAUAGAAAGAGAGGAAGACAAACGAGCCCAGCAGCUUGAGGGCAUGUCGCGACAGUUAGACACCUGCAAAUCUGAGCGGGAUCAAUUAAAGGAUAAAGUUGACCAACUGGAAAAAGAAAAUGAUGCAUUUCAGUUGAACUGUGCAAAUCUUUCGAAUGAAGUGGAAUGUUUAAAGCAGGAAGUCACUGAAGCAAGGCCGAGCAAGUCUUCAGCAAAUACUAGUGCGGAACUCAAGUCUCUACGGAUUGGUGUUGCACAGCUUCUGCAAAGUAUUAUACCUGAACUGGACUUGGAACAAAUCAAUUACGAAUCAAAUGUUAUUGAUGAGAUUUUGGACCAGGUUAUCUCUACAUCUUGAGGGUCAUCUCCUGUUUUGCAAUCAAGAUGCAAUGUGAAGAAAUUAGAUGGAUUAUAUAACAAAGCCAAUAGACUUGAUAAACCAGAGCUUAAAGUGAAGCAGACAAUGCACUUCUGUAUUAAAAUGAUUUCUCUUCUGAUUUUA